CCAGUCCAACAGAGGUCGCUGUUCGUCGCGGCGCUUCGCUCUCCGCUGAGCGAACUGUCGUCGACGCGGAACUCCGUGUCUGUGUUUACGUCCCCGCUGCUUCUCUUUGUUCGCACAAAAGGGGGAAAAUGUGCGCCGUGCAGCUGCUGCGGGUGUCGGUACAUGAGCGGAUCAGCGCCGCCGCUGAAGACUUUCUGCUGCAGGUGGAAAAAGGAGAAGAAGCGGCUGAAAUCCCGGCGCUGAGGGCGCUGCUCACCGAGCGGCUAACGGCGGCUGCGGAGGAGAUCGUCGCUCUGUUUGAGGAAACCGUGGCGGAGUACGAAGACAGAGCGGAGCGGUCGGAGCGGGAGAUCUGCCGCCAGAGGAGGCUGCUCGAUGCCCUGCUGAAGCCCGAAGUGAGGCUGGACAGAGCAGAGUUUCUGCAGGAAGUCACCCUGAACCACGCAGACCGCCAGCCGGUCGACUCUGCCAAGGCUGAAAGGGUCGACAGUCCACCGACACCUCGCUCUCCUUCACCCGCCUACCGUCCGCCAGUCUCGCCGAGCAGCUCUGCCGUCCAGAGCGACGGUGAUCCAGACAGCGACUGGGCUAAACAGAGUCAGACUCUGAGAUCACCGAGGAAAAAGAAGAGAGGACGACCACCACUGGCUACCAGAAACAAACGGAAGCGUUUGACCCCAGCUCCGAGUUUCAUCUGCCAAGUGUGUGGACGCUCUCUGCAGGGGAAGGGUUUCCUGCUCAAACACGUCCUGCAGGUCUGCGCCACAGACCCGGACUGCUGCUGCGGCUUCUGUGGUGAGCGUUUAAGCUCUCCAGAUGACCUUACAGCUCACCUGCAGACGCACCAGGAGACAAGUAAAACCUGCUCAUUCUGCGGGAAAACCUUCCAGUCCAUUCUGGCGCAGGAGCUGCACGUGCGGCUGCACACUGGAGAGAAGCCAUACAGCUGCGACAUCUGCGGCAAGAAGUUCAGCCAGAAGGGCAACCUGAACUCGCACGUUCGCGUCCAUGUUGCCGAGAAACCCUUCAAAUGCAAAGAGUGCAGCCGAGCGUUCUGUCACGUGACGUCUUUAGAGCGGCACAUGCAGGAGCACAGCGGCGAGGAGGUGCACACCUGCACCGUCUGUAGUCAGGAGUUCAGGAAGCGACGCAGCCUGCAGCGACACAUGGCGACUCAUCAGAAGGAGGCCGCCGACAAACCGCAGAGAAGACGCAACUCGGCGCUGUCCUUCCACUGCAAAGUGUGCGGGGAUGUCUUUGACAAGAGAACCCUCUUGGUGAAACACGUGGAGACUCAUCUGCAGGACCCGGACUGCUGCUGCGGACUCUGCGGACACCAGUAUGAGUCCGCCACCAGCCUCGCCACUCAUCUGCGCUCCCACCGUGAGAUUGGCAACACCUGCCACAUCUGUGGCAAGUCAUUUCCGGCUCACGCCGCACUUGAGAUGCACAUGAGGAUUCACACCGGGGAGAAACCGUACACCUGCAGCUUCUGCGGGAAGGCCUUCAAUCAGAGUGGCAACCUGAAGACACACUUGAAGAUCCACACUGGCGAGAGGGCUUUCUCCUGCAGCCUCUGUGGUAAGGGCUUCACUCAGAAGCAGACUCUGGACACUCAUGUGCGCUUCCACAACAAGGAGAGACGCUUCCUGUGCCAGGUGUGUGGGAAGGGUUUCAUGCAGGACGUGGACCUGAAGAGACACAUGCUGAUCCACACUGGGGAAAAACCAUACAGCUGCAGGGUCUGCGGGAAGAGCUUCCAGGCCAAACGAUCUCUCAACGGGCACCUCAAGGUCCACAUGGAUGGGGAGGGGGGGGCGGAGCUGGAUCAGACCUCUGAGAAGUCGAGGACGGACGGUUUCUUCUCGGGCUUCAUCCAGCUUGUGCUGAAGGAGCAACGCGGCAUCACAGCAGUUUUAAUGCAUUUGUGUGCACAAGUCAAAACUGGGAAACUUGCGUCCUGUCAGUGUUUCACAAUAACCAAAGUGGGAUUUGAACCCUGGAUUCUGAAUCGUAUUUUCAGCAGCAGCGGUAUUUUGAGUGGUGGGAGGAAGUGUAGUGUAUCCUCCGGUCCAGCAGGGGGAGGCUCCGACUCCUUCGCUUCUCAGCGUGAACUCGUUGACCCGGAACAGACGAGUGUUGUUUUCCUUCCUGGUGGCCUGUGGCCGGACCUCUCGACCGGGAUGUCCCUGGAAGAAACCCCGCUGCGCUGCGGUCUCCGGGUCCUUACGGAGUCAGUGUCGGAGCAGUUGACCCGGGUCGGUGAGGAGAUCCUGGGUUUGCUGGAGAAGCGGAUCGGAGGCUCCAGAGGCCGCCUGCUCCAGCUGCUGCGGUUGCUGCUCACCGAGCGGCUGGCGGGGGCUGCCGAGCGGAUCGUCGGGCUGCUGCAGCGGGAGGUCGAGGAUUACCGGCGGCAGUUGGAGCGGCAGGGGCGGCUGCUGAAGGCGGUGCUGAGCCCGGUGGUCCGACUGAACCGGACAGAUUCCAUCAGGAUGACUGGUGCUGAGAGGACUCUGCUGUCUGGGUCCAGUCUGGUCCCCACAGCCCCACUCAGCUCGGCCUCCUCUGAUGCCUCUGCAGCUGAGAGCGACCGCUCCGACGACGACUGCAAGGCAAAUGAGCGCUGCAACAAAGAAACAAACAUGACAGGUGGAGGGCGGAGGUCCGACAGGCGGAGACAGACGGCGCCGGCGGCAAACUGCUGUGUAAACUGUGGAAAAAGUUUCCGUCACAAAGGGAAUCUGGUGAAACAUGUGGAAACACAUGCAGACAACCCAGAGUGUCUCUGUGGCAUCUGUGGUGAACACUACAAGUCCUCUGAUGGCUUUUUUGACCAUCUCAGAUCUCACAAAGAAGCCACCAGCAGUGGUGGAACAUGCGAGGUCUGCGGGAAGACGCUACAGAACAUGGAGACGCACAUGAGAAGUCACACCGGAGUCAAACCCUACAGCUGCGACGUCUGCGGCAAGAGCUUCCCCCGAUCCGGAGCUCUGAGAAGACACAGGAAGAUCCACAGCAGGAGGACACCUGAUGUCUGCCCAGUCUGCGGACUGACCUUCACCCAAAACCGGCUGCUCCAGGAUCACCUCAAAACCCACGAAGAAGACGAUGGUGACCAGAGUGAGGAGGAGGAGGUCAAGGAUGAUCAGUCAGAGAGAGCAGGCAGGCAGAGCUCUGAACUGAAGUCGUCUCCGUCCUCGUCGCUCUGCUGCAGAGUCUGCGGUGAUUCCUUCCAUAGCCGAGGGUUCUUGAGAAAACAUGCUGAGACACACUGCAGGGAGUCUCAGGGCGUCUGCGGCGUCUGUGGACAGCAGCUGGACUCGCCUGAUGGUCUGCUGACUCACCUGCAGUCCCACAGAGAGACCAGCGGGACUUGCAGCAUCUGCAGCAAGAGUUUCCAGAACAUGGAGACACAUAUGCGAAGUCACACGGGGAUCAAACCAUACCGCUGCAGCUUCUGCAACAAACGCUUCCCUCGAGCCGGAGCGCUGAGACGCCACAAGAAGAUCCACGUUGGCGAACGGCCGUACGUCUGCCAGCGCUGCGGGAAGACAUUCAUCGAGAACAGUGCCUUAAAGACUCAUAGCAGGAGUCACUCACAGGAGAUCAACAGCGAUGAGGACCGUCAGAGUCUGGAGCCGGAGACAGACAAAUGUCCAGCUGCUGGAGAGAACGCCAAGGUGUCGACUCAGAUGUCUCACUGCUGUAAAGUCUGCGGGGAGUCUUUUCAGAGUAAAGGCAGUUUGAGGAAACACGCUAUGGGUCACUCAGAAGAGUCCAUCUGCGGCAUCUGCGGUCAGAGUUUACUGCCAUCAGAGACCUUGGGGAACCACCUGCAGGUUCACAGAGACGACGGUAAAAUCUGUCACAUCUGUGGUAAAACCUACCAGAACAUCGAGACUCACAUGCGGAGUCACACCGGCUUCAAACCGUACUCCUGCAGCGUCUGCAACAAAUGCUUCCCUCGGCCCGGCGCCCUGCGGCGCCACAAGAGGAUCCACAGCGGAGAGCGACCAUACGUCUGUGAGUUCUGCGGAAAGACAUUCAUCGACAACAGCUCUCUGACGACGCACAUCAGGAACCACACCGGAGACAAGCCUGCCCACCGUGUCUCCUGUGAGACCUGUGGGAAGAGCCUGGCGUCGAUCCACGUCCUGGAGGUCCACAAGAGGAUCCACACCGGCGAGAAGCCGUUCCAGUGUCGUGUCUGUGGGAAAGCCUUCAGGCAGGUCGGAGGCCUGAAUGCCCACAUGCUGACCCACACCGGGGAGAAGCCAUUCAGCUGCAGCCUGUGCAACAAGAGCUUCAGCACGAAAGGAUACCUGGAGACCCACAUCCGCUUCCACAAGAAGGAACGAGCGUUCAGCUGUCACCUGUGCUGGAAAGCCUUUGUCACCAAGAAUGACCUGAAGAAACACCUGCUGACACACACCGGAGAGAAACCCUACAGCUGCAAGGUAUGCGGGAAGAGCUACCAGGAGAAACGCUCCCGAGACGUCCACAUGAAGGUGCACCUGGAUGUCCACAUCGGCAAAGACCCAAUCAGGAUUCAGGACGGUGUGCAGCCAGACUUCAUCCAGCUGUAGAGGUCACACAGACCAGUUUCUAUUCUGGGAUCAUGUUCUUCUCUCAAACUGAGGAACAAAAAUCUGCUGCGAUGGCUUUCAGUUGUCAUCAGAUACACAAAACCGCCACAAAGGAAAUGAACUGCACUUUAACUAUCACACCCUAACAGUUUCACAAAAAUCCUUCAGUUUCUCAAACAUUUUUCAGAUGUACGUUUUCUAACGAGAGCUGCAGUCAGCAGGAGUUUACACUGAAGAGGAAUCUGCGGAUUGUUUUGUCAGUUAAUGGUAGAAAAUCAGAGGUCAAGAUGACGUCUUUGAAUGUUUUGUCCAAACAGCAGUCCAAGUUGGAAACAUCGUUUGGUAUUUGGCAUUUUUUGCUUUGGUGACUAAAACCAUUUUAUUCUCAAAAUAGUUGCUGUCUAAUCAAUUAAUCAAUCAACCAACUAAUGAACUAAUAAACAGUUGUGUUUCUGUCGCUGACAUGCAGUCACAGAUUCAACAUGAAAGUUCA
Molecule: messenger RNA, 5079 nt
Organism: Scatophagus argus
Lineage: Eukaryota; Metazoa; Chordata; Actinopteri; Scatophagidae
Product: zinc finger protein 252-like
Exons: 5
Coding region: 129-4586 (1485 amino acids)
Biological process (GO): regulation of transcription by RNA polymerase II
Molecular function (GO): DNA-binding transcription factor activity; RNA polymerase II cis-regulatory region sequence-specific DNA binding
Source: RefSeq, a predicted model, not a curated record